Messenger RNA from Acomys russatus (golden spiny mouse), 1284 nucleotides. RefSeq names its product dual specificity phosphatase 18 (gene Dusp18). Gene Ontology annotation, biological process: protein dephosphorylation. NCBI's taxonomy places the organism in Eukaryota, Metazoa, Chordata, Mammalia, Rodentia, Muridae. The record is from RefSeq and is a predicted model, not a curated record. Gene Ontology annotation, molecular function: MAP kinase tyrosine/serine/threonine phosphatase activity. The transcript has a single exon. Bases 251 to 817 code for a protein of 188 amino acids.
GACCCCCGAACACUCAGGUAACACUUUGGCAUAGUGAUGUCAGUGCAACUAACGAGCGCUGGAUGUGCUUCUGCAGUGAGGGUCAGAGGGACUGCCGUGGCUAGCCUUAGGGGCCCACCCAUCCAAUUCCCAGAAGUCUUCUGAGUUCUUACCCUCUAAACUUCCUCCUCCUUCCUGCAGUGUUCAGUGGGCACCGCCUGGCAGAAAGAUGCAAGUUUAACACCUCACCGACUGCUGACCUGUCACCUUGAUGACUUCCCCUUUGGGUGCCUUCCCAGUGCAGUUCCCACAGCCUUCAAUCAGCGGCCUCUCACAGAUCACCAAGAGCCUGUUCAUCAGCAAUGGCGUGGCUGCUAACAACAAGUUCCUGCUGUCCAGCCAUCAGAUCACCACGGUCAUCAAUGUCUCAGUAGAGGUGACGAACACCUUCUAUGAGGACAUCCAGUACGUGCAGGUGCCCGUGGUGGACGCGCCCAUCGCACGUCUCUGUGAUUUCUUCGACCCCAUCGCCGACCAUAUCCAUUCGGUGGAGAUGAAGCAGGGCCGCACACUGCUGCACUGUGCUGCUGGCGUGAGCCGCUCAGCCGCCCUGUGCCUCGCUUACCUCAUGAAGUACCAUGCCAUGUCUCUUCUGGAUGCUCACACUUGGACCAAAUCAUGCCGGCCCAUCAUCAGGCCCAACAGUGGCUUUUGGGAGCAGCUCAUUCAUUAUGAGUUCCGGUUGUUUGGCAAGAAUACAACGCACAUGAUUAACUCGCCAGUGGGACUGAUCCCCGACAUCUAUGAGAAGGAGACCCGAUUGAUGAUUCCGCUGUAAGCCAAACCAGCAGCCCCUCCCCCCCCAAGUUGGGGUCAGCCAUACAGCUCUGGCAUUAACAGUACAUCAAGGCCUAAACUCGAACAUUCUACACUUGUUGCUACCAGAGCUCAUCAAAUGGUGCUUUUUCUAAGGGCAAAGAAAGCGAGGUGCCAUAACUUUUUAACCUCAUAGCCCAGCCAGGUUUGGUGGUACAUGCCUGUAUCCUCAGAUGGCUGAAACAGGAAGGUAGCAAGGUGAGUUUAAGGGCCAGCCUGGGCUACGUAAGUGAGCCCCUGUGUCACAGACAAACCCCAAUCUGUCCUGUGUGUUUUUAGAGAUUAAAUGUGUUUCUUAUAAUAUGGUGAAGGUAACUUUUCUGUGAGAGGUAGGUCCCUGCUGCCUAGCGUGUGGAGGAAGAAAAUGGUGCCGGGCCUAUACAUAUGACAAACCUGGGAUCUUACAGCCCAGUUCAUUCAGAGGCAGAG